This is a messenger RNA of Puma concolor (puma), 2104 nucleotides long. RefSeq names its product ring finger protein 125 (gene RNF125). Gene Ontology annotation, biological process: protein polyubiquitination; ubiquitin-dependent protein catabolic process. Gene Ontology annotation, molecular function: ubiquitin protein ligase activity. The record is from RefSeq and is a predicted model, not a curated record. Gene Ontology annotation, cellular component: VCP-NPL4-UFD1 AAA ATPase complex. NCBI's taxonomy places the organism in Eukaryota, Metazoa, Chordata, Mammalia, Carnivora, Felidae.
AGCUGUCUGGCCGAGAGGCGCAGCCAUGGGCUCCGUGCUUAGCAGCGAUAGCGGCAAAUCCGCCGCCGCCUCGGCCGCCCCGCGGGCCCUGGAGCGCAGGGGGGACCCGGAGCUGCCCGUCACGUCCUUCGACUGCUCCGUGUGCCUCGAGGUGUUGCACCAGCCCGUCCGGACCCGCUGUGGCCACGUAUUCUGCCGUUCCUGUAUCGCUACCAGUCUAAAGAACAAUAAAUGGACCUGCCCUUAUUGCCGGGCAUAUCUUCCUUCAGAAGGAGUUCCAGCAACUGAUGUAGCCAGAAGAAUGAAAUCAGAGUACCAGAACUGCGCUGAGUGUGACAGCCUGGUUUGCCUCAGCGAAAUGAGGGCACACAUAAGAUCUUGUCAGAAGUAUAUAGAUAAGUAUGGACCACUGCAAGAACUUGGGGAGACGGCAACAAGGUGUGUGUGUCCAUUUUGUCAGAGGGAACUGGAUGAAGACAGCUUGCUGGAUCACUGUAUCACUCAUCACAGAUCAGAAAGGAGAUCUGUGUUCUGUCCACUCUGCCGAUUACUACCUAAUGAAAAUCCAGGCAGCUUCAGUGGCAGUUUAAUAAGACAUUUGCAAGUCAAUCACACUUUGUUUUAUGAUGAUUUCAUAGAUUUUAAUAUAAUUGAGGAAGCUCUUAUCCGAAGGGUUUUAGACCGGUCACUUCUGGAAUAUGUGAAUCACUCAAACACCACAUAAUUUUAUUCAAAGGAAAGGAGAGGAGACCAUUCAAUUGCACCAUUUGUUAAGAUGCUGCUCGAACAAUUGGAGGGAAAUUGUCAAUGUUCGAUGGGCAAAAAUGUACAACACAGUUAUAUGUUUGUCUAUGUUUAUUGUUAUAUUGCAUUUUAAAACUGCUUUCAUUGGGAUGGUUUAAAUCUGUUUUACAUUCUUGACUUUCUUAGACACUUAACAAAAAAUAGUCUCCAUCAGCCACCAAGGUAUAGAAGAGAACAUGAGGCAGGAUAUGUGGGUGAACGAUCUUUAUUUGCAAAUUGGAUGAUACUAUGUGUAAUGCUAUAGAUUAAUAACUAUCAUCAUAGUUGGGCAAGAUAACUUAUAUUUGUUCUAUGUAAAAAGAUGGAGAAUGAAACCAAGUAUGGACAUUCAAGGAAACCUGAAAUCUGCUCUAGUGCUUAUCUAAUCUCUAACAGAAUAAUAUGGGUAGCCUUGUAUCAAAGUAGGAAAGGAAAAUCUUGGAAGUCAACAAAGUCCGCUUAACCAAAUUAUAAAACAUAAUACUGUAAACAAAGUAAAUGUGUUAACAAUGUAUACUUAAUCCUUUGACUUUUUAUAACUAUGCACAAUAAGAAUUUAGUAUUAUAUUUUUCAAAUAUUUGUAGCUUAUUAUUUAGAAAUAUUUCUAUAAUAUAGGUAAUUUCUUAAGGACCUUUAGCUGAUAUUUAUAGAAGUGUUCAUAUUCAUAAUUUUUAGUGGAAAAUCCUAAGGGCUUUGAUUUUUUUUUUUACUUUUAUCUUUUAGAAAAAAUAAAAUAAAAUAUAAAUACUGAAAACCAAACAGAAAAUGUAGGAAACAGUUUUAGAACUCUGCCAGCCACUCUGGAUAUCUUCUGUGUAUCCACUCACAGUUAUUAGCUGUCUUCCACAGGAGUAACCACUACAGUGAUAUCAAUACCUAAGUGUGUAUUUUUAAUCUGUAGGUUUUUUCUUUUCCUUAAAAUGUAUUAUUAGUUAAGAACUUGGUCUGGAUAGAGUUAUCCACAGCCUGUAUUUUGCUGUUUGCAUACUCAUGGUGCAAUUCAGCAUGUUCCUCUUUCCUCUGAAUAUUGACACAUGGAUCCAAAUAUAAUAGACUCAGGUUUAAUCCUUUUUGGCAAGAUUAUAGGUCAUGGUGUGUUCUUUCAUCAGAGGGCACACAAUGUCUGGUUCUCUCUUUUCGUGAUGUCAGCUGAAAUUGAUACUCAAUGCCUUGAUCCAUUGAUUUAUUGUGAGUUGGAGGAUAUUCUAACCCUAUCAUUUCUCUUUCAUUUAUUAGUUGGAACAUUUUUAUAAAGAGAUGUUUCCCCACAUCUUCUAUUUGGUUGACUAACGGUCAGAUUUGUAUAGGAAAGGGAAAGUA